AUGGCAGCACGUGCAGAACAAUACCAGUUGGCGCUUGAACGCACAUCGGAUGUCAUUCGUUCAUUUGACGGACAUGUUUCAGAAGAGCUACUACUUUGCCUAUGUGGGCUCUCAACCUAUUCCGGUGACAUUGCGCCGGCUGUUGCUCAACCUCACCCAAUAUCUCCACUUGCCACUGCUCAAAGCAUCCAUAUGUUCGGCAACAUCAAACUUAUCCCUGAGCACCUGCGGGUAUUGAGGUAUCUGACUAAUUUAAAGGGCGGCCUCCAAGCCGUGUUUGAAUAUGGAAACAUGGACAACAUCGAAAUGGUUGAUCUAUUUGCCGCGUCGCGCACGGACGACAAACCUGCACUUAGGUGGGUACGUGGUCCGUCGAAAUUGUACACUCCUGUACAAACCGACCUCGAGCCUAGCCAAACACUAGGGCAUAGGCUGCGUAUCAUCUCGGAGGUAGACGACGACCUGCAUGGUCUGUUCGUCUUGGCUUUCAAGGCGACACGGGCCCUCGAGUACUACACUCCCGGCUCAACCGACUUGAGACUUUUCCGCAGUCUAGUCAUUGCACGCAAUGAAACCCAACAUGGUCUUUUGAGUCUCAAGAGACUCUCCGAUACGGAUGGUUUGACAGAGCGGGGCAUCCUGUUCGAGGUGUGCCGGCUGUCAGGCCUCAUAUAUAACGAUCUCGUUCUUUAUCCAUUACCCUACAGCACCGGAGUAAAGCCGAGACUAGCCCGACAGUUGUAUGAGGUCCUUCAAACAUCACACAUGGGCGACCUCUGGAACUCGGAUUUCCAUGAGUUACUCAUCUGGGCAUGUUUCAUGGGAGAGAUUGCCGCACGUAGAACCAAAAACCACGGAUGGUUCGUGACAACGCUGCUCGAGAUAACGAGUAUCAAAACCCUAGAUAAAGAAGGCUUUAUCGACUUGAUGCAGAGUUUCUUGUGGUGGGACUACGUCUGCCUUCCUCCUGCGUUGUUUCUCUGGGAACACUUGCAAGAGGCAAGGAAGCGGACCGAAUUCCGAUGGACUAAAUCAGGGAAGCGCGUCCGAAACACAGAUAAAAUCAGCAGCUUCUUAGGCACAUUUUAG
Messenger RNA from Exophiala bonariae, 1089 nucleotides. RefSeq lists its product as uncharacterized. The transcript has 2 exons. Lineage: Eukaryota; Fungi; Ascomycota; Eurotiomycetes; Chaetothyriales; Herpotrichiellaceae. Bases 1 to 1089 code for a protein of 362 amino acids. The record is from RefSeq and is a predicted model, not a curated record.